This is a messenger RNA of Mycetomoellerius zeteki, 854 nucleotides long. RefSeq lists its product as uncharacterized. The transcript is spliced from 3 exons. The record is from RefSeq and is a predicted model, not a curated record. NCBI's taxonomy places the organism in Eukaryota, Metazoa, Arthropoda, Insecta, Hymenoptera, Formicidae. The coding region runs from base 1 to 534 and encodes 177 amino acids.
AUGGUUUGUCGCACGGUAGACAGGAGUGAUAGCCGGUCGGCGCAAGUGCGACGAGGAAGCGGCGGGGGUGAGGGGCGUAUCGCGGCCUGGCGAAGCCCAGUCGAGUCCCGUGAGUCCGGGCAAGCACUGCUAUCGAGUAGGUGGCAUCGUGGUGGUGGUGGUGGUGGUAGUGGUGGAGGUGGUGGUGUUAGGCGUCGUCCGGGACCGAGGAGAAAGAGAGAGAGAGAGAGAUUCCUCCGAAAGAGAGAGAGAAAGAGAAAACCGCCAUCGAAUACCGCUGCCGCCGCCGUCGUCAUCAUCGUCAUCGUAGUCAUAGUCGCGGUCGCUGUUGUUGCCGUCUUCAUUAUCAUCUUCGUGUUCGUCGUUACCGUCGUGCUGCUGCCGUCGAGGCGGUGCGUCGUCGUCGCGCGCUCGAUGCCGAAGCGCCGACAUCUGUUCCCGUGCGUUGCCUCCGCCACGCACCUGGCCGCGGAUUACCCGGAAAUCAGCGAUCGCCCGUCCACCGAGGAAACCCGCCCCCUGCGGCGUACGUAAAAGGGACGAGAGCGGAACGCGUGUACGCGGCCGAGAGGAAUCGAACGGACGCGCUCUCGCGCGCGCGCGCGCGCGCGAUGAUUCUGCGCGGCUUAGGACUGUUUCGUGAGGGCGAAUGAGAGAUGGGCGAACUGAUAGAGUGAAACGCACUCAGGUGGUACACGCAUACACGCGUGUGACGCGCGUGCGUGUCGGACCGCCGUCAUCGGUGAGAACGACAGGAUUGUUUGAAGAAAAAGAACAGCGAGAAUCGUCGAGUUGUGAUGUUGGACCCCGCGGCACCGCCGGGUUCCUCGUGGUGAUCAAGUGCUCCGCUAUAC